Molecule: messenger RNA, 2229 nt
Organism: Homalodisca vitripennis (glassy-winged sharpshooter)
Lineage: Eukaryota; Metazoa; Arthropoda; Insecta; Hemiptera; Cicadellidae
Product: BTB/POZ domain-containing protein 2-like
Exons: 7
Coding region: 161-1621 (486 amino acids)
Biological process (GO): neurogenesis
Cellular component (GO): P-body; cytosol
Molecular function (GO): protein binding
Source: RefSeq, a predicted model, not a curated record
AAUUUGGGGCCCCCUACUCUCUUCAAUGAGUUAUUUUUACAAUUCAAGUGGCGUAUGACUGUUGUGGUAGUUCUGUUUGUAGCAAGAUCUUUUUGAAAAACUACUUAACUCACUAAAUGCAGAUUUAAUACUUAUCUUGUGCAGUUUUGGGGAGGGAACAAUGGAAGACUGGCAGUUAAAGCUAGACAGAGUAAAUGAGAGAGGGAAACAUCUGUUGGAAACAGGGAUUUGGAGUGACUGUCAGUUCCUUGUGGGUGAUGGUCAACACAAAAAGAAGUUUUCGACUCACAAGAUGAUACUGUCGAUGUCCAGCCCAGUUUUUGAAGCAAUGUUUUAUGGAGGUUUGGCAGAGGAAAAUGAUCCGAUUGAAAUUCCAGACGUACAGCCUGAAGCAUUUACUGCGAUGCUCGAAUAUAUUUAUACAGAUGAAAUAAAUCUUACAACGAUAGAGCAGGCCUGUGAAUUGUGUUACGCAGCCAAGAAAUACAUGCUUCCGUUUCUGGUCAACCAGUGCAUGAGUUACAUCUGGAAGGAUGUUAAAUACCCGAUGGCUUGUAGAGCAUACGAAUUCGCAAAGUUGUUCGACGAGGCACAUCUCAUGAUUCGCUGCAUGGAGAUAAUUGCAUGGAAUACAACAUUGGUUCUUAAUGACAGAAACUUUGAAGAUGUAGAACCAAGCACUCUGUUGGCGAUUCUGGACUGUGAAAAACUGAAUAUCAGAUCGGAGCUGGAACUUGUUUUGGCGAUUUACAAGUGGGCAGUUCACCAAUGUAAACAGAAAGGUCUAGAAACAAACAAGCAAGAAAAUCUUAGAUCAGUUUUGGGCCCUGCCUUGAGCAAGAUCAGAUUUCUGACGUUGUCCCCGGCCGAGUUCGCUUCAAGUCCUGCUAUUCCUGAACUGCUGACGCAGGAUGAAGCGUUUGCUCUUCUGAUGAAGAUCUCAUCUCCCUCCACCGUGGUGACUGUUCCUGAUGGAUUCUCAGUGUCUACAGUGGCUCGAGCCAACUCCACGCAGCCCACGUCUCUGCUUGACCACACUGUCUACUGCUGCGAACGCACCAUCGUGCAGCACAUCUCCAUCAAGAACUAUAGCCGUAUGGACAGUUAUGUGACAUUCACAGUCAACAAGGAUAUUGUUUUACAUGGCAUAAUGAUACCAUCACAGCUGAAGCUGGACUCCGAGGAAGAGAGUGAUGUUUUGCAGAGAGAAGAACUGGAUGAAAAUCGGGUGUACUGUAACACGAUGUCUACAGGAACGACCUAUAUGGAAAGCGUUAAGGUUUUCCUUCAAGAUGCCAGAGGUCGUCAGGUCUCUUGUGCACUGUUUAACAAGCGAGUCGGCUUCAAACAGCUGAUAGACAUCAAGUUGACUGAACCGGCCCGCCUCUAUGCAAACAUAACCUAUAAACUUAUUGUGGAGCUGAACAAACGUGGGUGGUAUCCCAUGGGCACUUAUUCAAAACACACCAAUGUCAGCGCAGGGGUCCUUUUUACUUUCUGUGUCGGGGACCCGACGGAAUCAUUCAGGGAUUGCAUCAUUCGCUCGAUACUGUUCUCCGAGCCGAUGUACAGGAGACGUAGUAGAAAUUUCGAUCAACCCAGCUUCCAAGAAAUCGAUUGAAAUCUCCAGUUAAAUGCAUUUAAUAUAUAAAGUUUUUGUAGGGCACAAAUUAAUCACUGCCUUUUUAAAAAUGGAAUGCUUUGCUACAUUUUUAUAGAUUAAUAUAAUUAUUAGUGCUAAAUAGUUUGGUAAUUAUAUUUUCGAAGUACAUUUUGCAGUCAGAAAAUAAAACUAUAGUUAUAAUGAGUAUUUUGUGACAUGGAAAAAUAAGUUAUUGUCAAGAAUUAUUAAAUAACUUAACCCUUUAUACUCAAGUAGUGGAGCUCCUAUACACCUAUACCCACUCUUACAAUUUACAUAAGUAUUUAGAUAGAUGCAGUGCCUGUUUACCGCCAUUGUUAAUUUUGUUCUGCUACUUCUAGUUUGUUUCAGAACGUCUGAUGAAUAAAGUUUCAUUGUCAAAAAAAACUUUGUAAGUGAAAUGUUUUUGUUUGGUUGCUUGAUAUAGAUAACACUGUCAAUCCAUGUAGGUGUCCACUCAAUAGAUGUCCACUUAGGUUCAGAUUUAUUUGUAUUUAAGUUCCAAAUAUGUCAAGUCUUUUAUCUAUAUAUGUCGGUAAAAAGUUUUUCUCCCUCAGUAAGUAAAAAUAUAUACUUAAUAACAAAAA